ACGAUUUCAAAGUUCAGUUGGCGAACAGGAAAAGAAGUGCAACAACAACACGAAAUAUUUUUUGGACACCAUGGCUUUUUACAGCCGAGUUUCAGGCUCUGUUGGCAUGAUAACUCUGCAGAAUCCUCCCGUCAAUGCACUGAGUGCAGCGGUGAGGCAAGGCAUUGUUGACGCGAUGCACAGAGCUCUCAGUGAGCCAGAGGUGAAGUCUGUGGUAAUCUGUGGCCAGAAUGGAAAAUUUUGUGGAGGAGCAGACAUCGGAGAGUUUGGGGCCAAGAUGACCGGGCCUCCUCUGGUGCCAAUGGUCCAUCUGAUCGAGGCAGCGUCCAAACCGGUGGUGGCAGCCAUAGAGGGGAUCGCUUUAGGCGGAGGCCUCGAGUUGGCGCUCUCUUGUCACUAUCGUAUCGCCCACUCUAAGGCCAGACUGGGAUUUCCAGAGGUGGCUUUGGGUCUGCUGCCAGGUGCAGGAGGAACUCAGCGUCUGCCAAGGCUCAUUGGAGUCCCAGCUAGCUUGGACCUCAUCACCACAGGCCGCCAAGUGACUGCAGCUGAGGCUCGGCAGCUUGGAAUUGUUGAUGAGGUGACGGAUCUCAACGCUGUGGAUGCAGCUGUCAAGUUUGCCCAAAGUGUGGCAGAUAAAUCUUUGGAUGCACGCCGCAUCAGCACCUAUCCGUGUCCACGUCCCCCCGAUUUGGAUACGAUCUUUGAAAGGGCAAUGCAGCAGGUGCGGCGGAGCGCCCGCGGAGCCAUAGCACCGGGUACCUGUGUCCAAGCAGUUCACGCUGCUGUCACGCUGCCCUACGCUAAGGGAAUGGAGCGAGAGCGGGAACUGUUUUCCGUACUUUUCAACUCGGGUCAGGCCCGGGCUCUACAGUACUACUUCUUUGCCCAGAGAGCCGUCAGCAGGUGGAGCACGGCCAGCGGAGCCCGCUGGGACACCAGCAAGCCCAGGCCUGUGCAUAAAGCAGCUGUCAUCGGGCUUGGCACCAUGGGACGAGGUAUAACUGUGUCCCUGGCCCAGGCAGGGUUCUCUGUGGUUGCCGUGGAGACCCAGGAGAAACAGCUGUCGGAGGCAAAGCAGGCGGUGUCUGGCAUGUUGGAGAGGGGGGCCAAGAGACGAGGGGUGCCCCUGGCACACGAUAAAAUCAAAUACAGCUGCAGCGUCCAGGCUGUGGCAGAUGUUGACCUAGUCAUUGAAGCUGUGUUUGAGGACAUGGCUCUGAAGAAAACCAUCUUCCAGCAGCUGUCGGCCAUAUGCAAACCGGGCGCACUCCUGUGCACAAACACCUCUGGGCUCGACAUAGACGAGCUGGCUUCUCAAACCCAGAGUCCAGAACUGGUAGUCGGGAUGCACUUCUUCGCGCCAGCUCACGUCAUGCAGCUGUUGGAGGUGGUCUACGGGCCGCGCUCGUCCCCCGAAGCCGUGGCCACCGCCAUGCAGAUGGGGAAGAAGAUGGGAAAAGUGAGUGUUGCAGUUGGAAACUGUCGGGGAUUUGUAGGAAACCGUAUGCUGAAGCUGUACUUGGAGCAAGCGUUCUUCCUGUUGGAAGAGGGAGCCACACCUGAGCAGGUGGACCAGGUGCUGGAAGAGUUCGGGUUUCCCAUGGGUGUGUUCAAAGUGUCUGACCUCUCUGGGCUGGACAUUGGCUGGAAGGUCAGGAAGGCGGAUGGUUUAGUUUCGCCCGCCUUUACAGGAACAUCCGCUAGAAUCCGAGGCGGCAGCAGGUACAGUCCUCUGGGAGACCUGCUGUGUGAACAGGGAAGGUUUGGUCAGAAAACAGGCAAAGGGUGGUAUCAGUACGACAAACCCGGCGGUCGUGUGGCUAAACCCGACCCUUGGCUGUUCGGGUUUCUGGAGGACUAUCGAGCCCAGCACGGCCUGGUGGCACGUCGCAUCGACCACCAGGAGGUGCUGGAGCGCUGCCUCUACCCGCUGAUCAACGAGGGCUUCCAGAUCCUCCAGGACGGAAUCGCCGCAGGACCCGAAGACAUCGACGUCAUCUAUGUGCUCGGCUAUGGCUGGCCCAGACACCGCGGGGGUCCCAUGUUCUACGCUAGCCAGGUGGGUCUAGACAAGGUUGUGGAGAGGCUGGAGCACUACCAGCAGAUCCACCCUGAUGUUCCAGGUCUGCAGCCCUGCAGAUUGCUCCGGAAGCUGGCAGCCAUCAGCAACCCAGCAAUCCACAAAUGGAGGGAGGUCAUCCAGAAACCCCGCAGCCAGCUUUAAACUUCAGCUCACCUCCAGUGUGACAGCAGAUUUUUCUAAUUACAUUGCUAAUUAACCAAAUAAUGUAUAUUUACUUUGCACUUUCAUGUAGCUUUAAUACAAUGCAUUAAAUCACUCUCAUCAUCUAUUUGCUUUGUAUUUAUCAAUGCAAACGUAACAAUCGCUUAGAGGGUUUAAUUUAUUCAAAUAAAAGCUGAAGAACCUAUAGAAAUGAAGUAUAACAGAUUUGUCACACUUAAAUCUUUAAAACAUAAAUCACAUUUUAAUAUCAGCCAUACCAAAACAGGAUAAAAACUGCUGCAGUGAACAUGUCAUCUAUUAGGGAAAAAAGGUCUCCAAAUAACCUGGCCCUAUGUGAAAAAGAAAUGUCCUGCUAAAGAGUUCAUGUUGAACUGCCUGUUUAAGACCAUACCAUAGCAUCUCACUCAGAAUUAAAUCCAGACUUUGACUAGACCACUGCAAAACCGUCAGAUGUGCUUUGUAACAUGGUCUUGCACCAUGUUACCAAAUGGGCUUGAUUUUAACAGCACAAAUCGGCGGGACAUUUGCUUUAGGGAUUUUUUGUUAGAGAGGAGAUUUUCAGGUUUUAUUAAAUUAGAGUUGUAAUCUUUCUGAAAUGCUGUAUUUGUUUUUAUGUGAGAUGUAAUGAGUCAAACACCUGCCAAACAAUUUGCACUUGUACCUUGUCAGACCACAGAAUAAUUUCCAAAAAAUCUUUGGUAUCAUCAAGAUGUUUUCUGGUAAUUUUGAGACCGGCCUUUUAGAUAGUCAGGAAAGCAAAUAGUCUUUGCAAAAGUGUGUGUGUCACUCCACUUAUACUGUGGAAAGAAAUUGCUUUAUUAUGCACAUAGUGGGCCCUCUAAGAGACUCAAAUAUGCACAAACCAUAGCAAUAAAAAUGUUCAAGUUGUAGAUAUUUUUGUCUACAUCAGUUGUGGAUCUAGCUUGAAGUACCAGAAUCUGAACUUUGUCUGUGCUAUGCUUUAAUUUAAUAACCUGAAUCACUGUUUGGGGAAAAAUAGAGUUAAAAUGACAGAUUCUGAAUGCAGAACUGAUUGCACUUCUAAAAACAACAACAAAACAUUAAGCGAAUAAGAAAUGGGCAAAGCCAAAUGAAAUAAAAACAUAAUUGAGUUUGUGAAAUUCCCAGUGGUUUUCCAGCGGGGUGUUUUUAGAUGCAGAUCACUAGUCAUUUAAAUGUAAGGUGACAGUAAUGGGAGUAAAUUGUUGAGGUUGUUAAAGUUAUAGCUGCAGCCUCGGCAGAAAUAGGGAAAAAUCGUUUUAGUGGACGGCUGGCGGAGAGAAGAACCUCCUCUGUGGUUUGGUGGAGCUUUAAGUUAUUAUGAGUCUCUAAAUCAGAGGUUGUAAUGGAAAAAAAAGUUUUUUUAUCAUUCUCCACAAUCUAUUGAACAUAUUGCUGUUUUUAUAAAUACUGACUGUUGCACAUCUGCAAAUGAGGCUCAAUGAAACACUAUGUUGAAAUCGCACUAUUCAUUACACUGGAUGGAUUGAACAGGGUGAUACAUGAAUGACAUAUUUGACAACAUUAAAUCCUACUGUCUUGUCAAACCUUAUACAGAAAAGCAGUCAUAUCAGCUGACUGAUUUCACAUUCUGGUUAGAAGUGUUUCUAUUUGCAUUUAGGAAUGACAGGAACGGGGCGUGCUGUGGUGACGACCUUUGCCGCAUGUCUUCCCCCCUCUCCUCACCCUCCUUCCUGUCUGCCUACUGUC
This is a messenger RNA of Xiphophorus maculatus (southern platyfish), 3958 nucleotides long. It is a transcript of the gene ehhadh, whose product is annotated as enoyl-CoA hydratase and 3-hydroxyacyl CoA dehydrogenase. Gene Ontology annotation, biological process: fatty acid beta-oxidation. Gene Ontology annotation, molecular function: (3S)-3-hydroxyacyl-CoA dehydrogenase (NAD+) activity; NAD+ binding. The record is from RefSeq and is a predicted model, not a curated record. Gene Ontology annotation, cellular component: peroxisome. The transcript is spliced from 7 exons. Bases 71 to 2227 code for a protein of 718 amino acids. NCBI's taxonomy places the organism in Eukaryota, Metazoa, Chordata, Actinopteri, Cyprinodontiformes, Poeciliidae.